UUACCAAUUGUUCUUUUCUUAAUCGGGGAUAUCUCCAUUAGGACUUGUUCUACAGGUUUGAAUUCCAGCUACUAUAUCUAUCUGUCCCAUAACGAGUCAACUACUUCCUCCCUCAUUCAAUUCAAAACACUUUCGUUUCCGAGAACAAAAACCUAGAAAUAAUAAAGAUCUAAGAUGUCUGAGAAGAAGAAGAUGAGAAGUGAAGCGAGCAGCAGCAGCAGUAACAGUAAUAGCAAUAGCAGCGGUGAUUCAGUGGUUGUUGAUGUUGGUCGGCGUAAAAGCUCAUGUGGUUACUGUAAAUUUGGUGGACGCACUAGCAUCUCUCACGGAUUAUGGGCACGCAGUCUGACAGUUGAGGACUAUCAAGCCCUUCUAGAUAGAGGAUGGAGAAGAUCCGGCUGUUUCUUAUACAAACCUGAGAUGGAAAAGACAUGCUGUCCAUCUUACACCAUCCGUCUCAAAUCAAGUGAUUUUGUUCCUUCCAAGGAACAACGUCGAGUACUGAAACGAAUGCAGAGGUUUCUGGAUGGCACAUUAGAUAAAAGUUCAGAUGACUUAAUGGAUGCAACAGAUUCUUCAGGCGAUUCACAAACCACUACCUCCGGUCAAAGACGAAGCUUUGCAGCAACGAAGUCCUUGACAGGUAACCUUGAAGAAAAGUACAAAACUGAAUCGUUGAUCCCCCAUAUGGAAAGUCAGAUAGAUAAAGCAGUACAUGUGUGCAUCGGAAGUGGGGAUCUUUCUUCUGAUUUUCAGUUUCCAAGAGCCUCUGUAAAAAGGGUUGCACCUGCGAAAAGAAAGUUAUCCACUGAAGGGUCAGAGGAUCUGUUAUUUACCAGCAGCAUCUCAUUCCAGAUUGCAGCUACUUUAAGGCGACAAAGAAAAGAUGUUGAGCAUGAAAAAUCAUCAGAAUUGGGGGCUGGGGAAAGGGGGCAAGCUGCUGAUACCCCAAAAGUGAUUGCUGAAAAACUAGGUAGCCAUAUAAACAGUCUAGCAGAAUCAUUGGGCUUAUUAGUUAGAGCUUGCAAUGGACAUAUAAACUUCUACUCUUCCGAAAGACGAGUUGACAAAGAUGCCGUAGUCAGAAACCAGAAUGAUUCUAAGCAAUCUUCAUCAAGAAGCUGUAGUAAAGAGAGCUUCUCAUCAACAGCACACGAAAACCCCGAGCUCAAAAGGAGGACAUUUGAGGUUCGUCUUAAAAGGGCUAGUUUUGAUCCGGAAGAAUAUUCCUUGUAUAGGAGGUACCAGAUUAGUGUGCACAAUGAUUCUCCUGAUGAAGUCGCUGAGAGCUCAUACAGGAGAUUUUUGGUUGAUACACCCUUAAUAUUUGUUCCACCGUCAUCGGGGAACCUUACGGUUUCCCCUUGUGGCUUUGGUUCUUUCCAUCAGCAGUAUCUGAUUGAUGGACGGCUAGUUGCAGUUGGUGUCAUAGAUAUUCUCCCCAAGUGUUUGUCAAGUAAAUAUUUAUUCUGGGAUCCAGAUUUUGCCUUCUUAUCAUUGGGUAAGUAUUCAGCCCUACAAGAAAUAAGGUGGGUUACACAGAAUCAAGUACAUUGUCCAAGUCUCCAGUACUAUUAUCUGGGUUACUACAUUCACUCCUGCAGCAAAAUGCGAUACAAAGCAGCAUACCGGCCUUCUGAGCUUCUCUGCCCGUUGCGUUAUCAGUGGGUUCCAUUUGAUGUUGCCAAGCCACUGCUUGACAGGAAACGGUACAUAGUUUUAUCUGAUUUUGCUGCACAAAAUGGAGAGCCUCUUCCGCUGAGUACCCUUGAAAAUUAUGAGGAGCAAACGGAUGAACAGAACUUUCACGGAUCAAAUGAUAUUUUUGUUGGUGAGGAUGAGGAAAUGGAUGAAUUUAAUUAUGAAGAUUCAGAUGAUGAAUUGGUCGCUGAGAGCAGUGACAUCAAACUGCCCAAAGUAGAAGAUAGAGAUGUUGGUAGCAUUUUGAUUGGGUUGAAGGAAGUUCGUCUGAGAUACAAAGAUUUGAGGCAAGCUUUUGGUUCCAGUGAAAGGCGGUACAUGGAGACACAACUGCAGAGAUAUAUGAGGGCUGUUGGUGCGGAGCUCUCUGAACGAAUGGUUUAUUCAUUAAGCUGACUCUGCAAUGAGUCCAAAAAGUUGUUCUUGUUGGGAAUAUCAUGUCCUCGAGUUGACGGUAGAGCUAGGCAGCCUGGGAAAGCCGCCAGAAGUUUGUUCUUCAACAGUGUAUUCGUUGGUGUGUUUGGGGAUGCAAACUAGAGGAGAAUUACUUUUAACUGUUAAAUUAGGCUGCAUUGUGCAUUUACCAAUUACCAUAACAUAGGGACUUGCAGUUGGUACAUUGCUGCUCUGCUUGUCGAUGUGGUACAAACAAGGAUCAGAUUGGGGUGGAGCUACUCAAUAUGGUAGUUGCUUGAAAAUCUUCCAAGGAUCAUGUGGCUUUCUUUUCCUCUCGUCCAUGUAUAAAAUAAAAGCAGCACCUUCUUCAUCUAGCAUCCUUGCAUUGCAAAUAAUUUUAAUAGUAGGUUCAUGAAAUUGUUUGACAAAAAACUCCUGGGUGAUUGACCAGUUGGUAGGUUGAACAAAGAAUAUCUUUUCAGCUAUGGACACAAUGGUUUACGCCUUUAUCCAGUUUUGAUUUCAGAUAUAAAA
Molecule: messenger RNA, 2631 nt
Organism: Lycium barbarum (goji berry)
Lineage: Eukaryota; Viridiplantae; Streptophyta; Magnoliopsida; Solanales; Solanaceae
Product: arginyl-tRNA--protein transferase 2
Exons: 6
Coding region: 175-2097 (640 amino acids)
Biological process (GO): protein arginylation
Cellular component (GO): cytoplasm
Molecular function (GO): arginyl-tRNA--protein transferase activity
Source: RefSeq, a predicted model, not a curated record